GCAUGCGCCCCUUUGAGCGACGGAUAAAUGAGCUUGCUAAGCUGAGCUUGAGAGGGCCAACGAUAUGUGUUUGGCUCUUCACUUAGAUUUCUUGUUUUUGUCAUUAGGGAUUCCCGAUGCGAUCAACUUGUGCCGCUCGGUGUUGACGCUUUCGAAUUUGCUACCCCUUAUAUUGGAUAUGACACGUGAAGUAACUGAGGGCUGAGGAAGACAAAUGUGAUUCAUUCUCCUUCAAAUGCUGAAUUCCAAUUUCGCCUCCGGCACUUUUCGCCAAUUCUGCUGUAGAAGACAAAUAACGUUACACGAUGUAGAACUUUCAACUUCAACAACUAUGCGUUUGAAAAGUGUAUGAAACACUUGAGACCAAGAUUAUAUUAUAACAAUAACGAUAGUACAUAUAAUAAAAAACAUGAACUCAAGAAUCAAAGGCACUCAAGAAGAAAGGAGAUUAAGGCACGCUUCAUACUGAAUGUUCAACAAACUCGAGAACAAACAAAGCAAAGAGUAGAAAAAAUUAAAAGAAAUGUUCAACAGACCAAACAAAAAGUAGAAGAAAUCAUAGAAAGAGAAAAUAUUUAUACUAUUCCAAAUUUUUUAUGUAUAGGAAGAAUAUUAUCAACUCCUUUUUUGGGCUAUUUGAUUGUAUCACAAGAUUAUGAGAUAGCUUUGUGGUUACUUGGUUUUGCUGGUUUUACCGACUUAGCUGAUGGAUGGGUUGCACGGACAUGGACUUCACAAGCUUCAAAGCUUGGUAGCUUUCUUGAUCCAGUUGCUGAUAAACUAUUGGUUGGCACAAUGUUUCUUACAUUAACAUGGGUUGGAUUGAUCCCCAUACCUCUCACAUGUCUAGUAGUUCUAAGAGAUAUUACUUUAAUAGCUGGAGCAUCUUAUGUUCGUUAUAAAUCAUUACCUCCACCAAAAACAUUGGUAAGAUACUUUGAUGCAACACAUGCUACAGCACAGUUGGCUCCAACAUUUAUAAGUAAGCUGAACACAGGCAUUCAAUUAUUAUUAGUAGCUGGAACAUUAGCAGCUCCAGUAUUUCAAUUUGUGGACCAUCCAGUUCUCCAAGGACUUUGCUAUCUCACUGCAUUUACAACAAUUGCUGGUGGUGCAAGCUACUUAGUAUCAAAGAAUACUUAUAAAAUGCUAUCAAGGAAUAGUAGUUCAGUAAAGCAGUCCUCUUGUAAAAAUGAGAAUUAA
Messenger RNA from Phymastichus coffea, 1203 nucleotides. It is a transcript of the gene CLS, whose product is annotated as probable cardiolipin synthase (CMP-forming). Gene Ontology annotation, cellular component: membrane; mitochondrion. Gene Ontology annotation, biological process: cardiolipin biosynthetic process. The transcript is spliced from 5 exons. Gene Ontology annotation, molecular function: cardiolipin synthase activity. NCBI's taxonomy places the organism in Eukaryota, Metazoa, Arthropoda, Insecta, Hymenoptera, Eulophidae. The record is from RefSeq and is a predicted model, not a curated record. The coding region runs from base 349 to 1203 and encodes 284 amino acids.